This is a messenger RNA of Rotaria sordida, 1158 nucleotides long. Lineage: Eukaryota; Metazoa; Rotifera; Eurotatoria; Philodinida; Philodinidae. The record is from the annotation of a GenBank genome assembly.
AUGGCAAAUUCAUCGUUAUCUUUGAAUAAGAUUUCUGAUUAUAAUUGGUGUAUACCAUGGACUGGACCAGUAUAUUUAUAUGGACAUUUAAUUCCAGCUAUUGCUUUAUUUAUUUUUGGUGUUACUUUUAAUCCAAUAGCACUUUAUUAUUUUUCAACAUCACAUUAUUUUCGUCAUAAAGCAUAUGCAUAUUAUUUUUUAGCUAUUGCUACUGUUGAUCUUGUUCGUUUAAUACUAUGGUGUCUUUUUUUAUUACUUGAUUAUAAAAUAUUGAAAUUUCAUUUUUAUUCAUUUGAAUGUUCAGUGCAAACGUUUUCGGAAUCAGUUGCAAGUUCAAUUAGUGCUUGGUUGACAGUUUCAUUAGCUGUUGAACGUUGUGUAGCUGUAUCUAAACCAUUUGAAACAUACACUGAUAAAAAAGGCAAACAUGCUCUUAUUGUUAUAUCUAGUGUUAUUUUGGCAUCAUGUGCAAUUAAUUCACUUCUUCUAUGGCCAGGAUUCUAUGUACAAAGAGUGUAUGUCAAAGAAAUUCGAAUAAUAAUAUGUAAUUAUAACAAUCCUUCAAUGAGAAAUCUAACUGAAAAUAAUAAUACGUUGAUAUUAACAUCAAAUAUCAAACGAAUAUAUUUAAUGUCUAUAGUAAUAAUUCGUGUUGCUAUUCCAUUCAUGUUACUUCUUUUAGCAAAUAUCAUACUUCUUGGAAGUAUACGUAAAAAUGAAAAAAAAUCAUUAAUAUAUGGAAGAACAACAUUUCUUCGUCGUCAUAGUUCUCCUCCACGCAUAACACCAAUGAUUUUAUUUUCAUCAUGUAUUCUUCUAUUAACAAUAUCACCUAGAUAUUUAUUUCAAUUUUAUGUAAAUUUUUUUGAAGAAUCUUUAAAUUGUUCAUUAAUACAUUUUGCUCCACAUUUAUUAAAAACACUUGAAUUAUUUAAUUAUUCAUUAAAUGUAUUUGUAUCUGUUAUUAGUGGUAAACAGGCUCGACAUGAAUUACAUAAUAUGUUAUUAUGUCGAUCAAAAACUUUAAAUUUACAAUUUGAUGGCUCAUUACAACAAAAUUCAUGUUUAACAUUUAAUAACCGAUCAAGACAUAUAACUUAUGAUCAAAUGAAUCUAACUCAUACAUCACUUCUUCCUAAUAAUACUAAUGUUGAUUAA